Drosophila obscura is the source of this 1154-nucleotide messenger RNA. RefSeq lists its product as uncharacterized. Gene Ontology annotation, biological process: snRNA transcription by RNA polymerase III; snRNA transcription by RNA polymerase II. Lineage: Eukaryota; Metazoa; Arthropoda; Insecta; Diptera; Drosophilidae. Bases 61 to 1122 code for a protein of 353 amino acids. Gene Ontology annotation, molecular function: sequence-specific DNA binding. Gene Ontology annotation, cellular component: snRNA-activating protein complex. The record is from RefSeq and is a predicted model, not a curated record. The transcript has a single exon.
UUGGUUUCUUGUUUACAUUUUUCAUUGUGGAAUGCGCGCAACAACUGAAAUCGGUCUUUGAUGGAGUUGAAUGUGUACGACGACUGCUGGCUGCUGGUGCAACGUUUUAACCAAACAGCCAAUGACGAGCAGAGCGGCGUGUUUGAGCUAUUCUGCCGUUGCUGGCAUGAGCUGCAACUGCAGCAUCUGUUCUCCGCCCAGACGAACCACAUCGAGAUAAUUGCCACCACAUUGGCCGCCCUGCACGCGGGCAAGCGUAUGGCCUGCGGCCGUCGCACCAAUGGGCAACCAUAUCCCGCCGCUUCCCGCUACCAGCGCAUUGCAGGAUUCUAUCUGAUGUACGUGAUCUACAACAAGCAGCCGACACAUCAUUUUGUCAAGAUCGAGGUGUCACCAGCCACCUGGCAGAGCCUGUGCGACUAUGCACUGCAGCUGCGCCGUGACAGCCCGGAACAGAAGGACACUCAGCAGGUUAGCUACUUCUUCUGGCGUCUGGUGCAGCAGCAAGCUUUCCGCUUCACGGCCUUGGACUAUUGCCAGGGCCUGGAUGCCUUGGUCCACUAUGACAACGUGGAGAGCGUUGCGGGAGUCAGCAAGCAGAAGAAGAGCGAAUUGCUUUUAAAGCAACACAGACCCAAUAAGGUCAGCCUCAUUUACGAGUUGGAGGACCUUAGGAACCUGGACCUCGCCAGCGAUCCGCUGUGUAAACUGGAGACGGCCUACAACAGGCAGAAGGAGCAGCUGCUCGGACAAGAACAGACACUGCCGCCUACUCGGAUCUUCAGUCACCUUCAAGAGGUCUUCAGUGACAUACAAAAUAUUUUAGGACAGAACAAGAAUCAGCAGAAUGAGGACGUGCAGCCCACAACAUCCAAGAAUCACCAACUGGAGCUGCGUGAGCGUGUGCGCUACAAAGCCAUGUAUGGCAAAGAGAAGGAAGAACUCCCAAAGGCGGAGCAAGAGGAGGAGGAAGAGCCGGAGCAGGAAGUACAAGAUCCAUACCAACGACGCACAUCGUCAGCCACUAUAUUCCUGCCGCAGCAACUGCCCAAGGAAGUGGAGCGAGAGUACGAAAUGGAUGAUUACACCGAGGAUGAGGAGGGGGAAGACAGUGAAGAGUAGGCGUAAAUAAUUAAAAUCAGAUUCUCAGCAAA